CCUCUCAUUGUGCAUAUGAAUCAAUUUGGGGAGGGGCAGGAGGAGGGGCUGAAGAGAAAAGUAGAAGGUAAAAGCUUUUAGAAACAGCCAGAACCUCUCUGGCAGUCAGACCAGCUUGGAGGCAGAAAAGUUGCUGGUAAUUCAGAAAUUAUUCCAUCUUACAAAUGAGCAAAGGGAAGACAGAAGCGAGGCUCCGAGGAUUGGAGCUUUGAAAGGUCAACUGGCGGAACCUGUCAUUUUACAAAUGAAGAAACUGAGAUCUCGAGAAGUAAAAGUAACUAGCCUGGGGGACCAGGACUCUCUGGUGGAAGUAGAAAAAGAAGAGAUUCCAGCCCAUCCUGCAGAGGAAGCGGAGGAAGACAAGGAGAUGGUACACGGAACUGUACUAGAAAUGGAAGCUCGGCAGAGAGAAAAUGGGUCAGCCGUGAUGGCUGCAUGGGCCAAGCUGGUGGCAGAUGCUCAGGCCAGGAUGAAAGCAGCAACCCAAGUAUUUUCCCUGGCACAGUCGGAAAAUCUUGAUGAAGUUGUUGUGCUUCCUACAAAGACUAAGUCAAAUACAACACCUCAGAAAUCUCAGAAUGAUGAAGUUCCUCCUAUGCCCACCCCGUUGCCUCCUCUGCAUACGGUCUCCCGAAAUAAUCUGCAGACCUGGUGCCAGAGACUCAAUAUCAGCAAAAAUGGCCGGAAGCACAUUCUAUACAAGAGACUUAUGGACCACGUGUCACCGUCUGAGCAAGACAUCCCCACCGUCGAAGAAAAGGACCAGUGGAUAAAAGUCAAGACAGAAGCUUUGCUUGAAGAGGACUCUCCAGGCGAAAGUCAGGCGAUGGUUAGAGCUGCAGAGCCGUUCACCAAUAAGAAGAAGAAGAGAGAGGCCACAAAGACUUCUCUGGUCCAGACGGCCAGCAUGGCAGCAUGGGGCAGGCUCAUGGCCACAGCCAAGGCUAAGGCUGUGUGGCCUGCAUCUGUCUCUUCUGAGCCUGCUCGGGCUGGCCAAUCAAAUUCCCCACGAUGGUGUGUAGUGCAUGGUGAAUCUUUUCCCAAUGAUGUCUCUGGUUCGGUUCCUCUGGAGUUCCAUGCUGGACAGACCUGGGUGCCUGAAGAAGACAUGCUGAUCCCUCUCCUGUUACUGCCUGCCUGUUCUUUCCCACCGCCCGGUGUGGAAGACAAUUGGUUGUGCCCCAAGUGUGUCUGCAGGAACAAAAUCAUGAUGGACAGUAUUCUGUAACUAAAAAGGACCGAGGCUACAAGACUGCUUUUCAUUUCCUCCAGAUACUGGUUUAAAAUGUGAAUGUUCUUCCUUUCAACUUAAGAGUUUCCUUCCCAGUUAAUCUGUUUCCACUAGGAAAUAAUGUCCUUCCAUCCAGGAUUUUGGUAAGGAUAGAAAAGUCCUUAUAUAAGUCAAUCAGGUAGGAACAAUCUGAUGUUCGCCACCAAGUUCGUGUAUGAUAUUGUCAGCAGCCAAAGAGAGAGAAAUGUGAAAAAUCUUACAAGUAAAUAAAAUUU
Messenger RNA from Monodelphis domestica (gray short-tailed opossum), 1506 nucleotides. Its product is annotated as developmental pluripotency-associated protein 4. The record is from RefSeq and is a predicted model, not a curated record. Gene Ontology annotation, cellular component: nucleus. Lineage: Eukaryota; Metazoa; Chordata; Mammalia; Didelphimorphia; Didelphidae. Gene Ontology annotation, biological process: system development. Gene Ontology annotation, molecular function: chromatin binding.